Messenger RNA from Striga asiatica, 399 nucleotides. The record is from the annotation of a GenBank genome assembly. NCBI's taxonomy places the organism in Eukaryota, Viridiplantae, Streptophyta, Magnoliopsida, Lamiales, Orobanchaceae.
AUGGGUAUGUUGAUGAUGAUGGUGGAGGAAGGGAAAGCGACCAACAUAUUUUUCGUGUGGGAAGACAAAGGAGUUAAGUUAAAGAUAUGUGCUAUUGAUCCAGAGUACAAGGUUGAGUUUAAAAGGAAAAGGGUGAGAAUAUUGGCCACAAAGCUUGUGUUUGUCGCUAGCCAAGAGAAAUUUCAUGUUGAAGCUGACAAAGAUUACUCGAAAUCAAUAACGGAUCUAAUUCUAAAGGAAGUCCCGACUAUUGAGAAGAGAAAAGGCAAAAAGGAGCAGGAUAAGAAGCCCUUGAUAUCCAUGGUCCGAGGGCCUAAACCUGGAAAGCAAACCGAAUUAACCAGGAUACACCUGUUGCAUGAUUGUAAUAGGUGCUUGGAUAAUCAACUAACACAAUGA